Ostrea edulis (European flat oyster) is the source of this 3571-nucleotide messenger RNA. Its product is annotated as nose resistant to fluoxetine protein 6-like. The record is from RefSeq and is a predicted model, not a curated record. NCBI's taxonomy places the organism in Eukaryota, Metazoa, Mollusca, Bivalvia, Ostreida, Ostreidae. Gene Ontology annotation, molecular function: acyltransferase activity, transferring groups other than amino-acyl groups. Bases 577 to 2781 code for a protein of 734 amino acids. The transcript has 15 exons.
AAGAAGUAUGUCGAUCUUUCGCUGCUACUAAACGAAGUUCUUAUAACCAACUAUUUCUAUUUUAUAAAACCAAGAUAGUAAUCACUUCAACUGCUAACACCACGGGAUGAUCAUUUCUGAUUGAUGCGAUGCGGGGUCAUUGAGUCGGUAUAUCCAAUUUCUCUUUCAUUCUGAUUGAGCAAUUCAUCGCUCAUUGCAUUUACAUUAUUUCCUUUUUACUUCGUGUUUUUCUCGGGAAUAAACAAAGUACAAUGUUUGCUGUGAUUCAUGCUACAACUGCCCAAAGACGGUCUUGAAUACGUCAGGUGACGUAACCAAUAUACUAACCAAUGGAAUGAUUGGUAAAGCCAGUGGCUUAACUUUCAUAACUGAUUUUCAUUUUGUAUUCACUAUGACAUGUCCAUAUAUAGAAAAUACACACAUACAUAUUCGUAUACAGAUUGGGUGGUCUUUGCAUCUUUAUCUGACAGGGAUAACAAUGAGAUAACAAAAUCAACGUUCUCGAUAUUCACAGCAAUACUGUACGCAGCUUAUGUGCAAUAUAUCUAAGCCAACAUACUGUUUGUAUCUUUAAACAUGCGGAUGUUCGGUUUUGGCGCUGUUUUUGUAGCGUUUUGUGCAAUUUGUGAUGCCGAUAUACAGUUUCCAUCUUAUGAAGACCUCAUAUCGUUCGACGUCAGAUUGUUAAAUCCAAAACCCCUAAGUAACGUCACAAACCGGCUGCUAGAGCUGAAGUCUGUUGUUAAUCAAGUACAUGAUGUCAAUUUCCUAAAAUCCUUAGCAGAUUCUAAUGGUGACACUUUGAAAUCAUCAGCAGAAGACGGAUCUGUUCUAUUCGCUGACAAAUAUAACGUGUCGGAAACCUGUCGAGAUCACUGGAAUCGCGCGUUCACAGCACUGAGGGCGAAUGAGUACUGGGCUCUCAAAAUGAUUGACUCUUCCGCCAAAAUUGAAUCUGGAGUUUUAGAUGGCAACACUAAAUGGCUGGGAUCCUAUGAUGAGUGCUUUAAUUUGGAAGUUCCAGUGAAGCAUUUCAACAUCAGUUCGAUUGAGACACAAUUCUGUUUUGCUCACAUACCUUUAAAACUGGCGUAUAUUCCUUUAGAGACAGAUAUUGGCCUGUGUGCACCCAAAGCAUGUUCACAGAGAGACUUGAUGGAAUUAUACAACGAAUUAUUGGGUAUUGUACAAAGUGUGAUACCCACGUCCAAUCCAAUCUACGCUUCCUAUGUGUAUUGUCCAGAGAAACCCGAAAUCGACACAAGAGCCAUUGUUGCCAUCUCCAUACUUGGAGUGUUUGCCGCUUUGAUAUUGAUAAGCACAACGUAUGACGUUGUGAAGCAGUUGUUGUCUCGCACUGAUCGUAGUUCAAUGAAGACCGUGCCCGAUCAAUCAGUAGAAAUCUCGACUGGCGAGAAAACUCCCCUACUGAUGGAUGAAAAGGCAAAUAUGAUAAAAAAGGAAGAAUCAAUACUGGAAAAGUUGCUGCUUUCGUUUUCUGCUUACACCAAUGGGAAGAAGCUUCUCCAAGUGAAUCAGUCCGCGGGAACACUGACUGCAUUGAAUGGGAUACGGUUCCUCAGCAUCUCCUGGGUCGUUCUCGGACACUCUUACGCAUUCAUUAUGGGGGAAAUGAGCAACUCCUAUUCUGGAUAUGCAAUGUUAUCCAAACGCUGGUCCUUUCAAGCUGUCAUCAAUGCUCUGGUUUCGGUAGAUUCUUUCUUUGCUUUAAGUGGCCUGCUGCUUUCCUACCUGACACUGAAGGAAAUGAAGAAAGGGAAGGGGACUUUCAGGAUCAAUUGGUUCAUGUUCUAUUUCCACAGAUUUUGGAGAUUAACUCCCGUGUACAUGAUUGUACUGAUGAUCAGUGCCUGUCUUGGACGGUACUUUGGAGAUGGGCCAGUGUGGCCUAAGGACGGGUUCGAGAGAAACUUUUGUAAAGACACGUGGUGGAGAAAUCUUCUUUACAUCAAUAAUUUAUUCAAUGACGAUCAGUGCUUUGGAGUUUCCUGGUACCUUGCAAACGAUAUGCAGUUCUUCAUAUUAAGUCCACUUAUGCUUGUGCCGUUGUAUUUCUUUUAUCCAGUAGGAAUAGGCAUCUGUUUUGUUUGGCUGCUCGGAUCUGCUAUAACACCAGGGGUUAUCUCAAACGUCUUGGAUCUUCCACCAUCAACGUUUGGCGGCGGAGGAUCGGAACAAGGAAGAGCAGAUUACUUCAAUAACUACUACAUCAGACCCUACUGUAGGAUAGGACCCUAUAUUGUCGGAAUCAUUGUUGGAUCAUUAUUAUACAAAACAGACUGUAAAGUGAAGAUCAAUAAGUUCUUGAAUCUGCUCUUGUGGUUAAUCUUCGCCACUCUGGCUAUCGUAGUCCUGUACGGACUCCAUGAUCCUAUCUCCCAUCCGGAUGAUAUCCUUAAUCGUGAUGUGUCAGCUCUCUACAAUGCCACUCAUAAGAUUGUAUGGGGAGCAUGCGUAUGCUGGGUUAUAUUUGCCUGUGCUACUGGAAAUGGCGGAUUCGUCAAUACCCUGUUGUCGUGGUCUCCAUUUGUUCCACUAGCUCGACUCUCGUAUUGCAUCUAUCUGACUCACGCCACUGUGAUGUAUGCUUUUAUAUAUAGCCAACGUACAGAAUUUUAUAUGGAUGACAUCAACGCGAUCUAUCUAUUCCUUGGCCAUCUUGUUCUGUCUACUAUGACAGCCUUUGUGGCCUCAGUUGCAUUCGAGGCUCCGAUGAUGGGAUUAGAGAAAAUACUUCUUAGAAGACGACAGAGAAGAUAGUUUUCACUGAAUAAUCUGAUUCAUAUACUCUAAGCUCCCUUCGUGUGGGCGAUGUUUUGUCAUAAUUAUGACUAUAUUAUGAUUGGUAUCCUGUAACUAUAUGAAGGGAAGAUAACUGCAGAACGAAAUAUCAGCAAUGUAGGAAGUAGAAAAGAUAGGUUAAAGAGCCUAUUUCGGCCCCAAAAUUAAUGGUUUAUUAUAAACAUUAGCCUAAUAAUCAUCCAAACGAUCCAUAUUGACUACCUGUCUUUCAUUAUGACAUCAUGACUGUGGAUUUUUUGUGUUAUGACGUCAUAACCUGCGUCAUCAAUUGCAAAUUCUUGAAACUGUGUAAAAUAAAUUUUGGGUUUUAAACCAUUUUCAUCUAAUGAUAGGAUAAAAGAACAUUAAUGAGUUUUCGAUGUUACGUAAAAAAAAUAAUCGUGGGUUGGAGGUUUAAAUAUUUAUUGUUUAUUGGAUUGAUCUUUCUCUUAAUUAUUGGACUGAAUAUUCUUUUGCAUUCAAAAUCUUUAAUAUAUAUUUUGUUGUGAUUCGCAGAAAACGUGGUGUUUGCUUGAAAGGUCAUUUCAAGUUCGCCAUGGAUAUGAUGGAUAUGAAAUAUAGCAUUCUUCAAUAAUGUCCAAUAUAGGUUUGCGCUUCCAUGAUUUCAACAUAACUAAAUAAUUCACAUUUUGUGUUAUUUGCAAGAUGUAAGAUUUUUGGUAAAGUGCUUACUGUCCGAAUGCAAACAGAUUUUAUCAUUAUGUACUGUGAACCUUUUCAAUAAAUGGAAUAGAGAGAUUAAUAUCAA